CAUCCCGACCAUUAUGCUGUCCUGGGGCUGCAGCGCAACGCAUCCGAGAACGACAUCAAAAAAGCCUACCGGCGGUGCGCCCGGCAGCACCAUCCAGAUAAGAACCCGGGCCCACAGCAGGCGGAGGCGGCGGAGCGAUUUAAGAAGGUGACGGAGGCCUUCGAUGUGCUGAGCGACCCGCACAAACGAGCUGCGUACGACAGCGAUGUACGACUGCGUGAAGCUGCCGCGGCACGCACCUACUCCACAACCUACGACGACUUCGACAUUGGCAGCGGUGGCUUCGGUGGUGGCGGUGGUGCAGGGCUGGGAGGCUUCGGCCGGGGCAACUUUACCGGCGGCGGCUUCUUCAACGGCGGCGGAGGCGGCGGCGGAGGCUUGUUCAGCGGCUCCACGGGUAUUCCUCUGGCGGACCGCCUGUUCCAGCAGGUAUUCGGUGGCAUGGGCCCUAUGGGUAUGGGCGGACUGGCCGCGGGACUGGGUCCCACGGGCCUCUUUAGCGGCCCCGCCGGACGCUACGUGGGCCCUAUGGGGGCUGCCGCCGCCGGACCAGCUGGUGGAGGCGGCAGGGGCGCCGCAGCCAGUGGCUACGGCAGCGGCGGCGGCAUGAACGGUAGCUUCGGUUUUGGCGGCUGCGGUGGUGGUGGUGGUGGUGGUGGUGCCGGACAUAAUGGCGUUGGAGCUGGCGGCGUGAGGUCGCAAGCCCCGCCGCAGCCCCAGCCACAACGACAAGCUCCAACACCACAACGGCCGCAGCCAUCGGCUGCACAGCCGCGCGCCCCGUACCAACAGCCGCAGUCGCAGCAGCACCCGACGGCGGCGGAGGCGGGCUUUGGGCGGCCGCCAGCACAGCAGCCGCAGCCGUCCGCUCCUCCGGGGCCAGCGGCGGGGUUCUCGCCACAACCCCCACCGCAACCACAUCGUGUGCCCCGAACGAUACCCGUGCGCUACGCCAACACAGAUUCGGCAACACCAGAAGAAACCACACCAGCACACGACUCUCAGCCCCGACCAGCAGCCCCAAAGCCAGCCGUCGCACCGGCGAAACCCGCACAAGCAUCACCGAUACGACGAUAUGGCGCGGGGUUGGAGCCGUACGGGCCUCAGGCUUCGUCAGGGGACAUCGAUGGCGGCGCCGCUGCUGCUGCCGCACGGACUUUCGCCAUGGAGAGCCCCUUCGGCGGUCCCGCAGGCCGUGCCGUACCAAGGACCGAUGACGGCGCGCCCGGCGGCGGCGGCGGCGGCGGCGGCGCUACUGGAUACGUUCCCAUGUCCGCUCGCGGAGCUCCCAGCUGGGAGCCCAUGGAUAUCGACUUGUCCGACUCCUCCACGAAUCAGAGCCGCAACGGCAGCAGCCCGAACAGCACUGCCAGCAGGACUGACAGCGACCACAGCGGCAGAAGUAUUACCAACAGCAGUAGCAGCAGCUCAAAGAAGAACGGCGGUGAGGGCGGUGAGGGCGGUGAGGGCGGUGAGGGCGGUGAGGGCGAUGAGGGCGCCGCAGCGCCGGGGCCCGGGCCGGCCAACGGCCCUGCAGCGGCGACGACGGUUCCGGCAGCGGCGACGACGGCGGCGGCUACAGCGGUUCCUCCCACUGAGUUGGAUUUGGAAGUGACCCUGGAGGAGCUGUACUGCGGGGCUACCCGGCAGGUGCAACUGCGUCGGGCCGUGUGGGACGCCCCCAGCGGCCGGUGGCUUCCCAGGGACCACGUGCUGGAUGUGGUGAUACCCCGCGGGGCCAGGGCGGGAACCAAACUGCUGUUCAGGGGAUUGGGAGAUGAGCUGCCGCCAGCCCGAGAGCAAGUAGCUACAGCUGCAGGCGGGGGGCCCCGUGCAACAGCGUAUCCUGGAGCUGGAUGUGGAUCUGGAUUUUCACCGGGCAGCCGGGAUUUGGUGCUGGUGCUGAGGGAGGUGCCCAAUGCGCGGUAUGUGCGGCGAGGCGACGACUUAAUCACCAAGGUCCCCCUGGGGCUGUCCGACAUUAUCACCCCGGACAGUGAGACCAUUCUGAUAGGCGAGGGUAUGCCGAUUCCGGAGCAACCCGAGGAGAGGGGGAACAUGGUGGUGCAGUACAAGCUGGACUUCCCGCGGACCCUAACUCCCGAACAGCGUCAGGCUGUCAAAGCCGCGCUACAGCCGCAACAACAGCAGCAGCAGCAGCCGCAGUCGCUUCGGUAG
Molecule: messenger RNA, 2178 nt
Organism: Volvox carteri f. nagariensis
Lineage: Eukaryota; Viridiplantae; Chlorophyta; Chlorophyceae; Chlamydomonadales; Volvocaceae
Gene: dnj20
Product: molecular chaperone
Exons: 10
Cellular component (GO): cytosol
Molecular function (GO): protein-folding chaperone binding
Source: RefSeq, a predicted model, not a curated record